Molecule: messenger RNA, 3057 nt
Organism: Drosophila nasuta
Lineage: Eukaryota; Metazoa; Arthropoda; Insecta; Diptera; Drosophilidae
Gene: Lkr
Product: Leucokinin receptor
Exons: 9
Coding region: 852-2516 (554 amino acids)
Biological process (GO): G protein-coupled receptor signaling pathway
Cellular component (GO): plasma membrane
Molecular function (GO): neuropeptide Y receptor activity
Source: RefSeq, a predicted model, not a curated record
AGUUGCUUCUGUGCGCUUUCAUUGUGCGGUUGCUCGGCAUUUUUUGGGACGGCGAUCAUCGCGUAUACGUUAUAUUUUGUGGUGCUACAUUUGAAUUGUAACGAAAUGAAAAUCAAAGUGUCAUGUCUGCCGCGUUUAAAGUGAAUUCUUAUUGUUUGGCAUUGGCAUUCAAUUUGCAUUGAAUUGAGCCUCAAUCAACGGUCAUUUCCACGACUUCAAUUGGCAAAAAGAGAAAAAAACAAAAUAUUACAAACACUACAAUACUACACUAGCAAUGUAAUUAAAAUUAUGUCAGCAUAAAUGUAUGAACACAAUUGGCGAAUGUGUGCUUUUGAUUAUCAACAUUAAAUAAAUGCCUCACAAAAUCAAUAAACAAAAUAACUAAAAACAAACUCAAAGCUAAUUGCAUUCUACUGCAAUAAUAAAGUGUUCGUGCGUUGUGUGUGGCCGAGUCAUUAUUUAAUUACUAUUAUUAUAUCUAUUAUAUUUGGAUAAAAUUGAAACCGUGGCUGUAAUUAAUUUCUUGUUUUGAGUAGCGACAGAAAAGUGUAAAAUCGUUUGGCGCUAAAUCCAUUAAAUAUUUAAAGCCACCGAUCAUUGAAAUAUUCAUACAUUCUAUUGUCAAACAUAAGAAAUGCGAAAGCUGUGUGGCAUUAAAAUGCAUUGCAUCUCAUAAAUAAAAGCUUGGUUCGGCGAAACGAAUUUUUGGCUUAGCCAGAAAUUCGCGCUGCUUUAACAAAUAGACGCUACUUUGUCUUAAAGGAGAAUCUAGCGUCAGUAAACAACAACAACAACAACAGCAACAAUAAAAACCAAAGCAACAACAAAUAACAGGAAAACACAAGAACAUUAUGGAAUCGGAUAUAUUAUUUAGCCAACACGACCAUGAGGAGCUGCUGCCCGGCGCUGAAGAGGAAGCUGAAUUUGAGCGUCUUUACGUUGCGCCCGCGGAAAUUGUGGCGCUGCUUUCCAUCUUCUACGGCGGCAUUAGCAUUCUGGCUGUCAUUGGCAACACGCUGGUGAUUUGGGUGGUUGCCACCACACGACAGAUGCGCACCGUAACCAAUAUGUAUAUUGCAAAUCUGGCAUUCGCGGAUGUCAUCAUUGGACUGUUUAGCAUACCAUUUCAGUUUCAGGCCGCGCUGCUGCAACGCUGGAAUUUGCCAUAUUUCAUGUGCGGCUUCUGUCCCUUUGUGCAGGCACUGAGCGUGAAUGUCUCCGUGUUUACGUUAACUGCAAUUGCCAUAGAUCGACAUCGAGCCAUAAUUAAUCCAUUGAGAGCACGUCCCACCAAGUUCGUAUCGAAGUUCAUAAUUGCUGGCAUUUGGCUUCUGGCGCUCCUCUUUGCCGCCCCCUUUCCCAUCGCCUUUCGGGUGAAGGAAAUAACCGACCGUUUUCGAGAGAACGAUGUGUACUUCAAUUUGACUCGACCUUUUUGCAUGAACAAAAACCUAACGGACGAGCAACUGAAGGUGUAUCGAUAUGCUCUGGUCUUUGUGCAGUAUCUGGUGCCAUUUUGUGUGAUUAGCUUCGUCUACAUACAAAUGGCUGUCAGAUUGUGGGGCACUCGAGCACCGGGCAAUGCGCAGGAUUCGCGCGACAUCACGCUGCUCAAGAAUAAGAAAAAGGUCAUUAAGAUGCUAAUUAUCGUUGUGGUCAUCUUUGGGCUGUGCUGGUUGCCGCUGCAGCUCUAUAAUAUUCUGCACGUGACGAUUCCCGAAAUCAAUGACUAUCAUUUUAUCAGCAUCGUUUGGUUCUGCUCCGAUUGGUUGGCGAUGAGCAACAGCUGCUAUAAUCCGUUCAUCUAUGGCAUCUACAACGAGAAGUUCAAGCGAGAAUUUAACAAACGAUUUGCGGCUUGCUUCUGCAAAUUCCAGACAAGUCUCGAGCAACACGAACGAACCUUUUCGAUGCACACGCGCGCCAGCUCCAUACGCUCCACCUAUGCGAACUCAUCGAUGCGCAUACGCAGCAAUUUCUUUGGCGGUCGCAGCAGCAGCAGCAACGGUGGAGGAGGCAAGGCAGCAAUAGCUGGUGUCCAUAUGAAUCGCAAUGGUUACCAUGCCAAUGGCAAUGGACAUGGACAUGCUAAUAAUGACAAUAGCAAUGGCAAUGGGAAUGGAUUGGCCAACAGUGGCUAUAAUAAUAAUGGACAGCAUCAGACUGUCGUGACGUUCGCUGGCUCAACAAUGCCGCCAUGGCGACGCAACAACUUCAAGCCCCUGCAUCCCGAUGUGGUUGAAUGCGAGGAUGAUAUGACACUGAUGGAAUUGCCCUCCACCAGCGAGGAGUUGCCCUCAAGCAUUGCCGGAGCGGGAGUGCAACUAGCACUACUCAAAGCGGAAUCACGCGAGAGUUCCGGUUGCAUUUGUGAACAGGAAUUCGGCAGUCGAACGGAAUGCGAUGGAACCUGCAUACUCAGCGAGGUGUCCCGGGUGCAGCAGCCGAUGUUGGCGCGGCAUGGAGCGAACUGUGCUUGCAAAUCGGAAGUGGAAACUUUGUGGCAGCCACUGUAAGGUUAAGUGAUGGGAGUUUUUUGUGGGCUUUCAGUCUGUGAUUUCGUAAUAAUGAAUUGUGAUUACAAAUACAAUGAGGAAGUUGAAUGAGGAAUACAAAUAUGGAUGCGUUUGCUAAAUGAUCGUUAUAAGCUGGAAACUUGCGAAUCCCUGUACAGUAUUAUGAACAAAAAAAAAAAUAAAUAAAAAUAAAUGUAUUCAACUUUUGCAUGUCGAAUUAUAUUCUAGCUUUAAAACACACAAAAAUCAAUUUUCCAAAACAUAAAUUCUAGUAUUACGAACUAAUGUGUAUCUAUUUAUGUAUGUAUGAUAAAGUGUCGAAAUCGAAUUAAAAAUUCCGCAGCAUUUGCUAAAUAAACAAACAUCGAUGUAUUUUUAUUUACAUACACUUCUCCCCCGCCCCAAGUAAAUUUCUCACCUCUCUUUGCUUUAAUUAAUAGGCACAUGAAAUCAAUUAAAUAGCAUUAAAACGUAAAUUAUGAAAUUAGUUUUUAAACAACAAUGAAAACCUAUUUAUAAAUAAAAAGAUACAUAUACAUGU